CGGGGCGCGGGCACGCGGCGGCCGGCGCCAUGGCGGACUACCUCAUCAGCGGCGGCACCGGCUACGUGCCCGACGACGGGCUGACGGCGCAGCAGCUCUUCAGCUGCGGCGAUGGGCUCACCUACAACGAUUUCCUCAUCCUCCCGGGGUACAUUGACUUCACGGCGGACCAAGUGGACCUGACCUCGGCGUUAACGAAGAGGAUCACCCUGAAAACCCCCCUGGUGUCCUCUCCUAUGGACACGGUCACUGAGGCCAGCAUGGCCAUCGCCAUGGCGCUCACCGGGGGCAUUGGGUUCAUCCACCACAACUGCACCCCAGAGUUCCAGGCCAAUGAAGUGCGGAAGGUGAAGAAAUACGAGCAAGGAUUCAUCACAGACCCCGUGGUGCUGAGCCCCAACGACCGAGUGCGAGAUGUGUUUGAAGCGAAAGCUCGUCACGGAUUCUGUGGCAUUCCCAUCACGGACAAUGGGAAGAUGGGGGGCAAGCUGGUUGGGAUCAUCUCAUCUCGAGAUAUUGAUUUCCUGAAAGAGUCAGAGCAUGAUUUGCCUCUGGGUGAGAUUAUGACGAAGCGGGAGGAUCUCGUCGUGGCCCCAGCUGGUGUCAUGUUGAAAGAAGCAAAUGAAAUUCUGCAAAGGAGUAAAAAAGGCAAGCUGCCAAUUGUUAAUGAAGAUGAUGAGCUGGUGGCUAUAAUUGCCCGCACUGAUCUGAAGAAGAACCGUGACUACCCUCUGGCUUCUAAGGACUCCAAGAAGCAGCUGCUCUGUGGUGCCGCUAUCGGGACUCAUGAAGAUGACAAGUACCGUCUGGACCUCCUGGUGCAGGCUGGUGUGGAUGUGGUAGUACUGGACUCCUCUCAGGGGAACUCCAUCUUCCAGAUCAAUAUGAUAAAAUAUAUUAAGGAGAAGUAUCCCAGCCUACAAGUGAUUGGAGGAAACGUUGUGACUGCUGCUCAGGCCAAGAACCUCAUUGACGCAGGGGUCGAUGCCCUGAGAGUCGGGAUGGGCAGUGGCUCCAUCUGUAUCACACAAGAAGUGCUGGCAUGUGGCCGUCCUCAGGCCACAGCAGUCUACAAGGUGUCAGAAUACGCCAGGAGGUUCGGCGUUCCCGUGAUUGCGGACGGAGGGAUCCAGACAGUCGGGCACAUUGCCAAGGCCCUUGCACUUGGGGCUUCCACAGUGAUGAUGGGCUCCCUCCUGGCUGCCACCACAGAGGCCCCGGGUGAGUAUUUCUUCUCAGAUGGAAUUAGGCUGAAGAAGUACCGUGGCAUGGGCUCACUGGAUGCCAUGGACAAGAACUUGGGCAGCCAGAACCGCUAUUUUAGUGAGACAGACAAAAUCAAAGUGGCCCAGGGUGUCUCUGGUGCAGUGCAGGACAAGGGCUCUAUCCACAAGUUCAUUCCCUACCUGAUUGCUGGAAUCCAGCAUUCUUGCCAGGAUAUUGGUGCCAAGAGCCUGACCCAAGUCCGAGCUAUGAUGUACUCGGGAGAGCUCAAGUUUGAGAAGAGGACGACAUCUGCCCAGGUGGAAGGAGGGGUGCAUGGCCUUCACUCGUAUGAGAAGCGCCUCUUCUGAAGGAAGUCUGUCUGUCUGUUGUCUGUCAUCGUGCCACUCAGCCCUGCGCCACCUGCGCGGGAGCUGCUCUUGCUGCAGAAGUGCCAUUACUCUGUGGGCUGCCUGGAGCUCCCUGUGUCCCUUGGCUGCUUCAUCACCACCCAGCAGGGACCCCCACCCCCUGCCCGGGAGCAGUGAUCCUGGGCUGGUGCCUGGGGCCCUGCACGCGUUGACCGUGUUUUACAAUAAAAGAGGAAAAGAUGUGCAA
Pogoniulus pusillus (Red-fronted tinkerbird) is the source of this 1821-nucleotide messenger RNA. RefSeq names its product inosine monophosphate dehydrogenase 2 (gene IMPDH2). The record is from RefSeq and is a predicted model, not a curated record. The coding region runs from base 30 to 1574 and encodes 514 amino acids. Gene Ontology annotation, molecular function: IMP dehydrogenase activity. The transcript is spliced from 14 exons. Gene Ontology annotation, cellular component: cytoplasm. NCBI's taxonomy places the organism in Eukaryota, Metazoa, Chordata, Aves, Piciformes, Lybiidae. Gene Ontology annotation, biological process: GTP biosynthetic process.